Molecule: messenger RNA, 1662 nt
Organism: Python bivittatus (Burmese python)
Lineage: Eukaryota; Metazoa; Chordata; Lepidosauria; Squamata; Pythonidae
Source: RefSeq, a predicted model, not a curated record
ACAGAAAAAUGGCGACAGUCACGUUGUGGCGACUCUAUGCUGCGUCAUUAGAUAAUCUUCAUGCAAAGAAACCUAAGAACAAAGAAAAGAGAGAGAGGGGGGCACCGGGUUUGGCAUCCCAACUCCCCAUCCGCCCGCUCUCAGUUCGGCUUUACAGAGCCUCGGAAAAGUCCUGCUGGAGGAAACGUGACCGCCCAGAGCAGCGGUGCGCAGCUGGGCAAGCUGGCUUUUGUGGGCGAGGAUUCCGCUCUAACUGUUGGGUGCCCCGACCGCCGGCGUACUUUGGCGAGGGGAGCGAGCGUUUGUGUUUUGCCGUGCUUUGGCGCGCGAGGGAGAUAGAGAGAAGAGGAUUGGGCCCGGGGCUUGAGAGAGCCGUCCCAUCCCUGCCCGACCCCCUUCCGCGGAUGGAGGCUUCUGAGGAGGAAGACUGGCUCGGUGGCGAAGGCUGGAGAGAGCGAGAAGGGGCCGCGAGGGAAGGAGGCGCGAGGGAGGGAGGCAUCUGCUCCAGAGGGCGUGUGUGCCUCUUAAAACGUUGCGCACUAUUAUUUUCCUUAAGAAUCCUGGCACUGUUCGCUUCCAGUCAAGUGAUUGUAAAUAUAGCCUGGAUGUUGUUUACAUGAAACAUCCAAGGGGAGGAGCGCAGAAAGGAGGAAGAGGAAGGCGGAGGAGCCUCCCAGGCUGGCAGGGGUGAGUUAUCCCAAAAGGAGGAGCUACCAGUUAAACUAGGGCCGGAGGCUCGGGCGAGCUGUUUGGUAUGUGCGCUGGAGGCGAGCGCCUCCCCACCAAGGCUGUCGCUGCUGCUUCUGCUGCCCUCCGCGCCGGCUGUGGUCGAGCUGCCUGGCGGGCAAGUCGGUUGCUGUGACGUGCUGGCUGUCCUCCAAACUGAUCUCGACCUCUUCCUUUUCUCUAACCCAGUCCUUUCGGUUUUGAGCUGCUAAGGCUGGAAUGGCUUAGUAGGUUCCCACCAAUAAAGCAGCUGCACCGAGUUGUUCUCUAGAGUAAGUAUAAUUAAAACCUUUUCUGACUUGGUGCCUUCCAGAUUUGUGGGACUGCAGAUCCCCAGAUCCCCAGCCAGCGUGGGUUUUCCCAGUAUGCCAAGAAGGCACCAUCAUGUUGGGAAAGGGGGCGGUGCUGCUUGGGAAAAGGUUAGCCUUGGUCUCUUGCCUGGUUCUUGGUCCUCAGUUGCAGAGAAGGUCCUGCCCUCCGAACAGUCAUGCUUGCCUUUUUUAAAAUGGAUGCAGGGACAGCUCCCUGCCUCCAGCAUUGCCUCCUUGCCCCGCUUUUGCAUCUGCCAAACAUAGAGCAAAAUCAUGUCAUGCUCAUUAAAGUAACCAGGGAAGGACUUAAACCUGAAGGGAUGUUAAAAAGCAUCCUUGCUUCUUGGUAAUAUCUUGAAGAGAUCUUAACAAGCUAGGAUUAGUGGGACUUUUAAAUGCUGUCUUUGCCGAAAGUCAUGUGCCUGCCCAACUCCUGACUGUAUCAGAGGACUCCAGAUGUUAAAGAAAGCCGAUGUCACUGGUAUGAGCUGCUUCAACAUUCUUGGCAUUUUUACUCUUUCCAACCCAAUGGAAUGUUGGAGGGAAAGUAUAUAAAUGAACUCAGGACUCUGUAUGUCCACCCAUCUCUCUGUCCAUCAGCAGGGAUCACUUUCCAAAAACAGAA